This is a messenger RNA of Ectocarpus sp. CCAP 1310/34, 1134 nucleotides long. NCBI's taxonomy places the organism in Eukaryota, Phaeophyceae, Ectocarpales, Ectocarpaceae. The record is from the annotation of a GenBank genome assembly.
AUGGUGUUCAGAGGAGGAGAGGGCCCAGACCUCGUGCAAGGUGAAAUGGAAGGUCUUGAACCUUUGCAGUACAGUGUGGGCAAAGAAGACGAGGCUGAGGCGACUGCCGUGAUUGGCGGGUACCCUUCUGCCCUUGUGGUGACGAUGAUUAAGAACAACGACGACGACGUGUGUGCCAAAAAAGGGGACGCCGCCCUCGCCGAGGAGCUGCUGAAGGACCAGGAUAGGCUGUGGACUCGAAACCUGGGGAGGGACGACCGCGCGAUCGCCGACCACGGAAGGGAGGCGAGAUUCCCCUUCCUGGACGAGGCCGUCGUCGGCUACCUCAGGUGUCUGCCGCUGCGGGAAGUUUGCAACAUGGACGAGCCAGUGGGAAUCGGGGACAAGAAAGUACUGCGAGAGGUGGCCUCCCACUUAGGGUUGGAGAGCUGCAGGCGCCUCCCGAAGCGCGCCAUCCAGUUUGGCAGCCGCAUCGCCCAGCACUGCGCGAGGCACACGCACGGGAGCCACCGGAGAGGGAGCGGCUCCGACCCGGCCUCAGCGGGGGGUCGGACGCCGCUCUUUCCCAGAUAGUAGAUGUUGGUGACCACGCUCUUUGGUACAUGCUCUUUGGUACAUGCAGUAGGCGCCUGCACUCCGCGAUUUACUGCAAAGAGUUGAUUGAACUCAUUCCCUUCCACUAUCUGUGGUCAGACUGCAAGUAUAUCUCGAACAGGUAGUCUAUCUUUGAUUGUAAUGUAGAUAUUAUAAUACCAGUGCUACAGUAGACGCCCGCAUUGAAGAACAUCUGAUUUUGGUUGAGAGUGGGGUUCUUCGUUCCUAGGGUUUACGGUACUAAUGGCCACAAUAGAGGUUUUCAUGUGGGGGUUCUUAACCGAGCUCACAAAUGGUGCUUGCUCAAGUUCUUAAGAUUUUGUCAUUAUUUCGAGGCUAUAUUAAUUUCUCAUCUGCCUUGGAAAUGGGAGUGCGGGCGCUAUGUAGCUGAAGUUGUUAUCCGCGCAGUAGCUGUAGAAAUAGUAUUUUGACACUGAAAUUCUGUCCUAAAAAAUCUUGUUUGCGUCAGAAACCUCAACUUGCAAUUGAGGAAUUUCCAUUUCCUUGAAUGAGUUGCCUGGAGAGUUCUAUUUCAGCAGC